Didymosphaeria variabile is the source of this 1356-nucleotide messenger RNA. RefSeq lists its product as uncharacterized. The coding region runs from base 1 to 1356 and encodes 451 amino acids. The transcript has a single exon. The record is from RefSeq and is a predicted model, not a curated record. Gene Ontology annotation, molecular function: protein binding. Lineage: Eukaryota; Fungi; Ascomycota; Dothideomycetes; Pleosporales; Didymosphaeriaceae.
AUGAGUUUCUCGAUAUUACCAGCAGAACUCCAAAUCGAGGUCUUCAGCUAUCUUGAAAACACAGACCUCAAAGCAGUACGCGGCGUCAGCGCCUCGUGUCGCGACAAUGCCUCUCCACAUUUGUUCCGUAGCAUAAUCGCUUGUACGCGUUACCAGGCCAUGGGCGCAUUUCAGAAUAUUGCUUUGCAUCCGGUCUACCAAAAAUACGUCAAGGAAAUCGUGUUCGACGCAACAGCUUAUGACGCGGGCGAAGCGAAGGUUGAGAGUGCCUAUCAGUCUUCCGCCCUGGCAAGACCGCAUUUGAGAGAGGUCGUGAGCUGGGUCCGCCAUGGUAGAUGGAAACAAUAUCAGUCGCUAUACCAGGAGCAAGAGGAAAUCAAAGAGGGCGUUCUGCUGCAGACGGUUGCGCGAGCUUUAGAGUGGAUGCCUCACGUGGAAAGCAUUGCGUACUGUUCACAUCCACUCCACGUCCCUGUCGAAAAGAAACUGAUGAAAGAUAUCCUUGAACGGAGGGUACCAUCGCCAGCGUGGGAUGGCUCGAUUCAGGCAGCUCGGUAUGCUGCCAACCGACCAACAGAGAACGGCUUUCAUCAUCUCAUCGGUGCAAUCUGUGUAGCACAAUACUCCAACAUCCACGAAUUCCGCGUGCGGAUGCUUAGCCAUGAUGGGUACUGGAGUGGACCUCGACUAGCACUGGGAGAAUUUCAGUUCAAAGAGUCUGAUCAUCUGGAGUCGGGAAAAUACUUUUUCCGCAAUCUACGCAAAAUAGAAUUAGAUCUCGACAUGCGAUACACUGCACAGCGGCGUGAGGCGUUGGCCAACAUGCGCACUCUCCUGGCCGAAGCCAAACAUCUUUGUCAGCUACGCCUGCACGCAGAGCCUAAUCACAACAUGCAAGAGUCCCUCGCCUGGCUCACAGCGGGAGAGAACAUUUCACCCUUUGCUUCCUUGGGUUUGGGGCUAUAUUGGCCAGAACUUCGAAUUGUUGACCUUGGCCGAAUCAUUGCGACGGAGGAUGAGUUGAGAGGACUGGUUCAUCGAGGGGGGGACACUUUGACUUCAAUGAAGUUCACGAACUCUAUCAUCACAGCGGGAAAAUGGUCCAACUUGACAGAUGAGGUGGUCUACGGUACAAAGAUCAGCACCUUCAUCCUGAAUCGCGUCCAUGAGGAAUAUGUGCUUAGAGGGAUGGCAUUCGAACAUCUGCGGGGAUCAGAACAUGAGAAGUGGAUGUACGAAGGACAGCUCAAGGAGAAUACGCAGGGAGAGCGAUAUUUUUGGGAGCAUCCGGGCAAGUCAGUCUACGCGUGGCGUGACUUGCCCUCGAAUGAAGCGGGUUCAUCAGAGGUGGAUUGA